AUGGAUAUUCCUCAGCUAGGAUAUGGAACAUUCUUGGCAACAGAUCCUACAAAACUCAAGGCAGCACUUCAUUACGCAAUCGAAGAAUGUGGUGUCCGAAAUCUUGAUUGUGCCUGGGGAUACAACAAUCAAGAUGUUAUUGGUGAUACAUUGAAAGAGAUCUUUGAUAAAGGUAAAAUCAAACGCGAAGAUAUUUUCAUUACUUCUAAGCUUUGGUGUACUCAUCACAGACCAGAUCUAGUCGAAUAUGAACUCAAAGAGACAUUACAACAGUUACAGCUCGAUUAUAUUGAUCUAUGGUUGAUGCAUAUGCCAAUUGCUCUCCAAUCAAGAACAGAUCGAGAAUAUUUUCCAAAAGAUUCCAAUGGAAAAGUUAUUUAUGAACAGAUAGAUAUACUUGACACAUAUAAAGCGAUGGAAGAAUGCAUGAAGAAAGGAAUGACACGUCAUAUUGGUGUUUCUAACUUCUCAAUCGAACAACUUGAACGUGUUUGGUUCAACUGUGAUAUCAAACCAUAUGCAAAUCAAGUCGAAUGCCAUGUUUACAAACAACAUCAUCCACUUAUUGAUUAUUGUGAGAGUCACAACAUCUUUUUGAUGGCACACACAACUAUUGGACAUCCACCUCUUAAAGGAUAUCGCGGUUGCACAUUAAUUGAAGAUCCAGAUGUUGUUAGUAUUGCAAACAAAAUCGGAAAAACACCAGCACAAGUUUGUAUCAAAUUCUUAAUCCAAAUGAGUCCUAAAGUUAUUGCAAUUCCUAUGUCAUUAAAUCCAACAAACAUCAAACUUAAUUACGACAUGAAUUUCAUUCUGAAUGACUCACAAAUGUCUAAACUCAAGUCUCUUGAUAGAUUUUAUGCUUUUAAGUAUUAUCCAGACGUUUUUGGUGUUGAUGUUCUUGGUUAUGGAUUCAAUGUUUGGGCUUAA
This is a messenger RNA of Trichomonas vaginalis G3, 930 nucleotides long. RefSeq names its product aldo-keto reductase. Gene Ontology annotation, cellular component: cytosol. The record is from RefSeq and is a predicted model, not a curated record. The coding region runs from base 1 to 930 and encodes 309 amino acids. NCBI's taxonomy places the organism in Eukaryota, Parabasalia, Trichomonadida, Trichomonadidae. Gene Ontology annotation, molecular function: aldose reductase (NADPH) activity. The transcript has a single exon.